This is a messenger RNA of Danio aesculapii, 903 nucleotides long. RefSeq lists its product as uncharacterized. Bases 1 to 903 code for a protein of 300 amino acids. The transcript has 6 exons. The record is from RefSeq and is a predicted model, not a curated record. Lineage: Eukaryota; Metazoa; Chordata; Actinopteri; Cypriniformes; Danionidae.
AUGUUUCGCAUGUUUGCUUUAUGUUUGUGCUGGUGGUGUUUAACUGGUGUGUUUGGUGAGUCUGUGUCAGUGACGGAGGGAGAUUCAAUUACUCUAAACACUGAUACUCAAAUACUUAAAGUUGACAUACAGUGGAAAUUUGGAGCUGAAAACUCGAUCAUAGCUAAAAUUAAACUUAAAUUGCAAAUCUUCUCCACAAUUGAUAAUACUCUUAAUGGGAGAUUUAGAGACAGGCUGAAGCUGGACAAUCAAACUGGAUCUCUGACCAUCAUGAACAUCAGAUCUGAACAUGCUGGAGAUUAUAAAGUGCUGAUCACUGGAGAAAAACUGACAACAAAAUCAUUCAGCGUUUCUGUCUAUGCUCGUCUGCCUGUUCCUGUCCUCAUCUUCAACUCUUCUCAGUGUUCUUCAUCAGUGCAGUAUUGUUCAGUGUUGUGUUCAGUGGUGAAUGUGAGUGCUGUGAGUCUCUCCUGGUACAAAGGAAACAGUUUAUUGUCCAGCAUCAGUGUGUCUGAUCUCAGCAUCAGUCUCUCUCUACCUCUGGAGGUGGAAUAUCAGGAUAACAACACCUACAGCUGUGUGAUCAACAACACCAUCAGCAACCACACCACACAUCUGGACAUCCACACACUCUGUGAGCUCUAUGAAGGUCAUCCAGGAUCUCUGCUAGUGUUGAUCUCUGCUGCUGGAUCUCUCCUGAUUAUUUCUGCAGUCGGGAUCUUCUACAUCUGCAGGAAACACAGAAAAACAGAUCAAGAAGUUGAGAUUCAAUCAGAGAUCACUUACGCUGAGACGGUGUUCAGCAAAAGACGCGUGUAUAAAUCAAUAAAGACCUACAACUUGAGAUCAGCUCAGUAUAAGGAGAUGUUCUGCCAUUUGAUGCUGAUUUUGCGGAGAAUUUGA